GGGACUAACUCAUGAAGAACAAGGGUGCCAAGCAGAAGCUGAAACGAAAGGGAGCCGCCAGUGCCUUUGGCUGUGACCUGACCGAGUAUCUGGAAAGCUCAGGACAGGAUGUUCCAUAUGUAUUGAAGAGCUGUGCAGAAUUUAUAGAGACUCAUGGCAUUGUGGAUGGAAUUUAUCGGCUUUCAGGAGUCACCUCAAAUAUACAAAAGCUAAGGCAAGAGUUUGGCUCAGAUCAAUGUCCAGAUCUGACAAGGGAAGUGUACCUCCAGGACAUCCACUGUGUGGGCUCACUCUGCAAGCUCUACUUUAGGGAGCUGCCCAACCCCCUCCUGACUUAUGAGCUCUAUGAGAAAUUCACGGAGGCAGUGUCACCUUGCCCGGAAGAAGGCCAACUGGCCCGCAUCCAGAAUGUCAUCCAGGAGCUUCCCCCAUCCCAUUAUAGGACCUUGGAAUACCUGAUUCGACACCUGGCCCACAUUGCCUCCUUCAGCAGCAAGACCAACAUGCAUGCCAGGAACCUGGCCUUGGUGUGGGCGCCAAACCUGCUCAGAUCCAAAGAAAUCGAAGCCACUGGGUGCAAUGGAGACGCGGCUUUCCUUGCAGUUCGGGUCCAGCAAGUGGUGAUUGAGUUCAUACUGAAUCAUGUGGAUCAAAUCUUUAACAACAGCACACCUGGGUCUUUGGAGAACAAUGAAAACCCGCCCAUCACCAAGAGCCUGACCUUGCCAGCCCUCUCCUUGCCCAUGAAGCUGGUAAGCCUAGAGGAAGCUCAGGCCCGGAGCCUGGCUACUAACCAUCCUGCUCGGAAGGAAAGGAGGGAGAAUAGCUUGCCUGAAAUUGUCCCUCCCAUGGGGACCCUCUUCCACACUGUUCUUGAGUUACCAGACAACAAAAGAAAGCUCUCCAGUAAAUCGAAGAAGUGGAAAUCAAUAUUUAACCUGGGACGUUCUGGAUCAGACUCCAAAUCAAAGCUGAGUAGAAACGGGAGUGUAUUUGUGAGAGGACAGAGGCUCUCAGUGGAAAAGGCUACUAUCCGACCGGCUAAAAGCAUGGACUCACUGUGCUCAGUGCCUGUGGAAGGGAAAGAAACCAAAGGGAAUUUCAAUCGAACGGUCACGACCGGUGGAUUCUUCAUCCCAGCGGCAAAAUUGCAUUCAACCAACACUGGCAGCUCAUGUGACCUCAGCAAGCAGGAGGGCGAAUGGGGCCAGGAGGGGAUGCCGGCGGGGGCGGAGGGGGGCUUUGACACGAGCAGUGACCGAAGCCAACUUCAGGGUGCCCAGGCCCGGCCUCCACCUGAGCAGCUGAAGGUGUUCCGGCCGCUCGAGGAUCCGGAGAGCGAGCAGACAGCCCCGAAGAUGCUGGGUAUGUUCUACACUUCGAACGACAGCCCCAGCAAAUCUGUCUUUACCAGCAGUCUCUUCCAGAUGGAGCCCUCUCCCCGCCACCAGCGCAAGGCCCUGAACAUCUCCGAGCCCUUCGCCGUGUCGGUUCCACUGCGCGUGUCGGCGGUCAUCAGCACCAACAGCACCCCGUGCAGAACACCCCCGAAGGAGCUCCAGUCGCUUUCCAGCCUGGAGGAGUUUUCUUUCCAGGGGUCAGAGAGUGGAGGUUGGCCUGAAGACGACAAGCCGCUGGGAGCUGAGACCUCUACAGCUUCCAUACCUAAGAAGGUGGUUCUCGAGGAUGCCAAGCCAGGACCAGAGGCAAUUAGGAUGGUGGAAUGCAACAAAGACCUCUCCCUGGAGCCAGGCCCCCAACAGGAGGAAAAGAAGGCCUCGGAAACCUCCCUGGGCUCUCAACAUUCAAGUGAAUUAGAGAAGAGGCUGGACCCGGAGAAAGCAGAGGAGGAGGGUCGAGAGGCUGGCCAGGUGGAGCCCAGCACUCUGCAGAAGAGCCCCAGUGUCCAAGCGGGGCUUCUCCAUGACAUGGAUGAAGAUGAUCUGGCCAAUGCCCUGAUCUGGCCCGAGAUUCAACAGGAGCUGAAGAUCAUCGAAUCUGAGGAGGAGCUCUCCUCAUUGCCACCACCUACUCUAAAGGUCAGCCCCACUCAGCCGAUCCUGGAGUCCAGUCCAGGGCCUUUCGCUUCCCAGGAGCCUCCUGGGAGCUGGUCUUGCGGCCCAACACCAGGCUCCACCCCUGCGGAGGAGGGGACUACGGAUCUAACCAAUCAGAGUGCAGAGGGGACUUCCCCGGCAGCCAAUAGGGAAAAGCUGGAGACAACAAGCAUCCUCCAGAGACCGGAGCCCGAGAAGCGUCCGGACCCCACCAGCUUGACUCCUCUGGAAAUUGUUCCAUUUGAGACGGCUUCCGCACAAGCAAAGGUGGACCAGGAAGGCCCAGGAAAUCUGUCCCCUCUUCUCCCGCUUGCUGCCCCUCCUCCAACUCCCCUGGAGGAGGCACCUCGAGUCCAGCUAUCAAAGGGCAGUCCUGAGAGAGAAGACUCAUCUAGGAAUUUGAGGACAAAUCCAUACACAGACCAGCUGAAGUCCAAGGGCAGCCCUGGGCCCCCCAGCCUGUGUCAGGAGGAGGAGGAGACCUCUCUAGGACAAAGUGAAGAGCAAAAUUCAAAGAAUGCUGCUCCUGAGGGAAAAGGCUCUGGUUUUCAAAGCCCAACAAGAGAGGUUGAGAUCUCCCCCCAAGGAGAGGGGGAUGUAGCCCAUGCAGUGCAGGAGCCCUCAGACUGUGAUGAAGACGAAACUGUGACGGACAUUGCCCAGCAGGGCCUGGAGAUGGUGGAGCCCUGGGAGGAGCCCCAGUGGGUAACGAGUCCCCUUCACUCUCCCACCCUGAAGGAUGUGCAAGAGGCCCAGGUGCAGGGCCCCCAGGGCCACCGACUGGAGAAGAGGCUCCCCCACAGGCCCAGCCUUCGUCAGAGCCGUUCUCUAGAUAGCAAAACCACCACGGUUGAGAGCCAGUGGACUCUUGAGGCUCCCUCCUCCAGCAGCUGUGCUAACCUUGAAGCAGAGAGGAAUUCCGACCCUCUGCAGCCCCUGGCACCCAGGAAAGAGAUUACUGGAUGGGAUGAGAAAACCCUGAGGUCCUUCAGAGAGUUCUCUGGCCCAGAAGGGACAGAGGCUGUUCCCAGCCAGAAGGGACCAGGUGGUUUGCAGCCCAAAUCAGCAGAAAUCAGCCCUGUCAGCCUAGCAGAGGGAAAGGAACUGGGGACACACCAAGGGCACAGCAGCCCUCAGAUUGAGCAAGGUAGUGUUCUUGGGCCAGACAAUAGCAAGGAGAGUUCACCUCGUGUGCAAGACAGCACCUCACGUGGAGAGCAUCCCCCAAAGUUACAGCUGAAGAGCCCUGAGUGUGGGCCUCCAAAAGGGAAAAAUAGGCCUUCUUCCCUCAAUUUGGACUCUGCCAGUCCCAUCACUGACCUCUUCCGGUUUGACAAUGUGGCCUCAUUUGUUUCACCUGGAAUGCAGCUCUCUGAGCCAGGAGACACAAAAGUCACAUGGAUGACCUCAUCCCACUGUAAAGGAGACCCGUGGAGCAUUUGCUCCCAGGACCCUCAGGACCUGGACAUUGUUGCUCAUGCCCUGACAGGCCGCCGUAACUCAGCUCCUGUGAGUGUGUCAGCUGUGAGAACCUCCUUCAUGGUCAAAAUGUGCCAGGCUAGGGCAGUCCCAGUCAUCCCACCCAAGAUUCAAUACACACAGAUCCCACAGCCCCUGCCCUCUCAGAGCUCAGGGGACAGUGGAGUCCAGCCUCUGGAGAGGAGCCAAGAGGAACCCAGCUCAACUGGUGAGACCUCACAGAAAUCUGCCAGAGAUGAUUCUCUCUCCUUGGAAAGCCCAAAAGAAGAGAAACCAAAGCAAGAUACAGGAGCCAUUGAGUCCUUGCCAAUGGAUACCACUACAUCCCACAUGUGUGAGGGACCCACCCUUCCUCCAGAACCAGUCUUGGCUAACCUGCUCUCCACCCAGGAUGCAACAGUGCAAUGCAGAAAGCGCACAUCAGAGACAGAGCCGUCCGGAGACAACCUUCUUUCUUCAAAAAUGGAGCGACCAUCAGGGGGUUCUAAACCUUUCCACAGGUCAAGGCCAGGAAGACCUCAGAGCCUAAUCUUAUUCAGUCCUCCUUUCCCCAUUAUGGACCACCCACCCCCUUCAUCCACAGUGACAGAUUCCAAGGUUCUCCUGUCCCCUAUCAGAAGUCCCACCCAGACAGUUUCCCCUGGCCUUCUUUGUGGGGAUUUGGCAGAAAACACGUGGGUCACACCAGAAGGGGUUACGCUUAGGAAUAAAAUGACCAUCCCUAAGAAUGGCCAAAGACUAGAGACCUCAACCAGCUGUUUUUACCAGCCCCAGCGCAGAUCAGUGAUUCUGGAUGGAAGAAGUGGGAGGCAAAUAGAAUGACAUCAGUUCACCUGCUGGUGUCAGGAAAAAAAAAAUGUCAUGAUUCAUCAUCUGGAAGUUAUUACAGGGCUGACUUGCCAUUAUCCCAGGCAUAGGUUAUCCAAGUUUGGGCUUAUUUUGGCCUCUUAUUUCUUCAGCUUUUUGACCAUUUAUUAAUUAGUCCAUUUGCCAGAAGAGAGGUCAAGGGAAGGACCAAUAGAUGAAAUUUAGAUAAGUCCAUAACAGCAGGUGGGAAAAAGUCAGGUAAGGGAAGAAGCUGAAAUGCCUGCUUCCAAUGAGAUUUGGGGUUGUUUGUGAGUUGCAUUUCUCCCAUAUUGUCAUUAUCUAUUACUGUUGAGAGCUGGCUAAAAUAACGUCUUUUGAAAGAAAGAGAAAUCCUUUGCCUGUGCUGGAAAAUGUUGCUGUUGAGGUUUGAAGGCCUCCUUUUUACUUCACGCUUUUUAAUGCUCCUUAAAGCAUGUGUUCUUUUAGACCAGAUUUCUGAUAAGUUUUGUAAAUGUGUACACUCCAGAAUAGAAGCAGAUUUGGAAGUACAAACUAAUGUACACUUAAAGAUCCAAGUGGGUGAAGUUACCCGUGCUCUUUCCCUGGAAUCUCUCUGCAGACCUGUCAGAGAUGGUUGUGUCUAUCAGCGUAGAAAAUCAGAAUCUAUACGCAAGAGCAAAUUCUGAGACUGGCAAAAUCUAAGAAGACUGGCUGUAGCUUUCGUUAAUUUGGGACUCUACUAUUAUCCUGACCUCUGAUUUAUAA
This is a messenger RNA of Neomonachus schauinslandi (Hawaiian monk seal), 5108 nucleotides long. RefSeq names its product Rho GTPase activating protein 31 (gene ARHGAP31). The transcript has 12 exons. Lineage: Eukaryota; Metazoa; Chordata; Mammalia; Carnivora; Phocidae. The coding region runs from base 12 to 4358 and encodes 1448 amino acids. Gene Ontology annotation, molecular function: GTPase activator activity. The record is from RefSeq and is a predicted model, not a curated record. Gene Ontology annotation, biological process: small GTPase-mediated signal transduction.